AUGGUGCAGUCCAUCCCACCGGUGGACCCGGAGAACGAGGAGUUUGUCAUCUUCAUCCGCGCCACCAGCGGGUCCUACCAGCAGUGGAUGAACAUGUCGGUGGUGAAGGGCGGCUCCAGCGCCAACCUGCUCGUCAAGGGCAUGGCCACUGAGUGGGGGCGCAAGCUGUACGCGCGCACGCUGCUGUCCAACAUUGCGGGGUCCAUCUACAAGGAGCGGGACGCGAUCCUCAAGGGCCUCAGGGACAGCGUGCGGCAGCAGAUCCGCAUGGGCGGCCCCAAGGUGAUGGAGCCGUUGCUGAACGUUCCCGCCGCGGACUUUGAGUUCGCGAUGAAGAUCAGGGACAAGGCCAACCCCAAGGACUGGUCGAAGCCUGACAACCUCACCAUCCUGCCCCCGGAGAGCGAGAUCACCGCGCAGCCCCUGGACAGGUUCAAGGCGUUCUUCUCCGCCGACAACAUCUCCUCCCUCUUCAAGUGA
Messenger RNA from Monoraphidium neglectum, 480 nucleotides. RefSeq lists its product as hypothetical. The record is from RefSeq and is a predicted model, not a curated record. NCBI's taxonomy places the organism in Eukaryota, Viridiplantae, Chlorophyta, Chlorophyceae, Sphaeropleales, Selenastraceae. The transcript is spliced from 6 exons. Bases 1 to 480 code for a protein of 159 amino acids.